UAGAAACCCGAUUAGCUACCUACAUAAGUAUUGGACACCAUCGAUUACAGAUGUUGUGCAUGUUGAUGAACUGCAAAGAGCUUGUGUCUUGUUAGUUAUUGGAUAAUCUGCAAGUUUCUGCAUAUGACCCCCCACUCAAUUAUCUAUCUCACUGCUGCUUGCUGAGGUAAUUGACGUUAAGACUUUAAAGAUAUAAGAAGCUCGCGAGCCGUUGAAUUAAACUUAAUCCUAUACACAACCCGCUUCUUCAUGUUUACUUUAAGUUUGCGACGUUCAUAAGAAUCAUAAUGGCUGGAAUUACGAAACUUGAACUUCGGACGGCUCUUGGCCCGGUCUAUCGAGAUGUACUACCGAAUCCUCCUCGAGACUGUACGACUGAUGAGAUCCCAAUUAUCGACUUGGCACUUAUGUUUUCCGAGAAGCUCUCCGACCGUAAAAGUGUCGCCGAUAAUAUCAGAUCGGCUGCCACUAAUAACGGCUUCUUCUAUAUCAAGAAUCAUGGCAUACCGGAAGAAGUCAUUGCUCAAUGCAAGAAGCAAGUGAUCAACUUUAUGAGACAGCCACUAGAGAAGAAGAUGCUAGUGGACUCUAGGAUACAUAGCAAGUAUUAUAACGGAUACCUUGGAAACCGGAAGGCCCAGAUCUCUCGAACUGAGAGUGUCGACGUCAGAGAGUCAUUUUCAUUUCGGUAUAGCCCAGAGCUCGAUCCAGAUCAUCCAAUGAACGUUUCUGAGCUUCCUGACGAGGUGAGAUCAUGGAUCCGCGCAGAAGACUUCGUGUGGGAGGGCACAAAGCAUUUGCCAAACUUUAAGGAGGACUCUCUCGCAUAUUGGAGGAGCUGCUUAACUCUAGCUAGAAGACUAGUUAGAGUAUUUGCUCUUUCGCUAGACCUAGAAGAAGAUUAUUGGGAUGACAAAGUCACACAUCCAGGAGCAGAUGGCGUUUUCAAUUACUAUCCGCCAAGGACUGUAGAAGAAGUCGAAAACAAGUUUGUUGGUCUAGGAAGUCAUACAGACCUGCAGUUGUUUACGCUCUUAUGGCAAGACGGCGUGGGUGGUCUGCAGGUGCUGUCUAAAGAGGGACAGUGGCUGAGGGCACCCCCGAUUGAAGGAACUCUUGUUGUCAAUAUCGGCGACUUCAUGAUGCGGCUCUGCAAUGACAUUUAUAAAUCCACUGUCCAUAGAGUCACAAAUGAGUCUAACGGAGAACGGGUCUCUCUACCAUUUUUCUUUGGUCUCAACUUCAACUGCGUCGAGGGCGUUGUUCCAUCGUGUACCUCGGAGAAGAAUCCGGCCAAAUACAAACCCAUCUCUUGCGGUGACUGGUGUCAGAUGAGAUUCAAGAUUGAGAGAGAUGAAUUUCUCAAGAAUCAAGAAGCGAAAAAGGCAGUGGCACCAAGUGCUACUGUGGUAGCUAUGUAGAUAGGAUAUUUCGCUUCAUUUCACCUGAUUCUAUUCGAG
Daldinia loculata is the source of this 1460-nucleotide messenger RNA. RefSeq names its product Clavaminate synthase-like protein. Lineage: Eukaryota; Fungi; Ascomycota; Sordariomycetes; Xylariales; Hypoxylaceae. The transcript has 5 exons. The record is from RefSeq and is a predicted model, not a curated record. The coding region runs from base 288 to 1421 and encodes 377 amino acids.